UUUAGAUUUGACAUUUGACCUUCAAAAUCAUCUACGUGUUCUCAGAAAUUCAAAUCUGACUUUAGAUUUGACUUAAGAUUUGACAUUUGACCUUCAAUGACCUUCUCAAAGUCAAAAAAGGUCAAAAAGGUCUUUUUUCAACUUGCUUCAAAUUGACUAAUUUUUUUUUCAAAAUCAUCUACAUGUUCUCAGAAAUUCAAAUCUGACUUUAGAUUUGACAUUUGACCUUCAAUGACCUUCUCAAUGUCAAAAAAGGUCAAAAAGGUAUUUUUUCAUCUUGCUUCAAAUUGACUAAAAAAGGAAGUCAUGGCGGAGCAUUCUGGUGUAUUCUGGGUAGAUGCCUCCAUUCGUUUAAAAGGCAAUAAUACAGAUAGACUCUGGGAGAAACUUCAAAUAGGCAAGGGAAUGGUGUUUUUCGCAUCAGCUUUCGCCCAUUCAAAUUUUGCGACGACCCGAGCGGGGAUGUAUGAUUAUCUUCCAACUGAUAAAGAGAAGAUGAAGGACCUGGGCUCAAUCGGAGCCACAGCGAUGCUGCUUUACAACACUAAAUUCGUUUAUGAACAUUAUAUAAAAUGGUGGGUGUUAUGUGCAUUAAAUAGGUACUGUAUUGCACCCGAUGGGUCGAGAAAAUACUGCGACCCUUACGACACAUACGAGGAAAAAUAUCAUUUCUAUAGGAAUUGCCACAGAUUCGAUCAAGCAG
Owenia fusiformis is the source of this 703-nucleotide messenger RNA. NCBI's taxonomy places the organism in Eukaryota, Metazoa, Annelida, Polychaeta, Sabellida, Oweniidae. The record is from the annotation of a GenBank genome assembly.